UCUUUAAUUUCCUGCAAUAAAACAAUUCACAGACCCAAAAAUAGUUAUACCAGUGUGGAAUUCAAAUCAGCAAUAUUGUAAACUGUCCUGCCAUUGUGAUAUUUUGUUGCUUUAUUGAUUUCAUAUUUUGAAAUCACAACUUUGACCUUCAGUUAAGCAGUAAUGGGCAAAGGUAGGGGAAAAGGAAAACACGGUGUGGGAGUAGACAGCAUGCCCACCCCACCAGACGGAGGUUGGGGCUGGUUCGUGGUACUGGGGUCGUUCCUGCUUCAUGUGGUGGCUGAUGGAAUCGUCUACUCUUUUGGAGUAUUCUACAUGGAGUUCUUGACUUACUUCAAGGGAGGAAAAGGAGAGACUGCGUGGGUGGGGUCUCUUGUCCCAGGUGUCACUUUCCUCGUUGGACCAGUAACGAGUGCCUUGACCAACAGAUAUGGUUGCCGCUCAGUGACGAUAGUGGGAGCCAUCAUUGCAGCAGUUGGUUUCAUCCUUAGUCUGUUUGCACCCAACAUUUACUAUCUCUUCUUUAGUUUUGGCAUUCUUUCAGGCCUAGGGUUUGGAUUAAUGUACCUUUCUGCCAUAGUGAGUGUCAGUCAUUAUUUUGAGUCAAAGCGGUCCUUUGCAACUGGAAUUGCCGUCUGUGGAUCAGGCAUUGGGACUUUUAUUUUUGCACCAGUCUCCAACCUAUUGGUGGAUGAGUACACAUGGAGAGGAGCUGUACUCAUAGAGGCUGGAAUCAUUCUGAAUUGUAUUCUGUUUGGGGUCUUGUUUAGACCUUUGGUUGUAAAACAUGAAAAUGCAGAUAGAGAAUAUGAUGAAGAAAAGGGCAAACAAGAGGAGAAAGAAAAACUCAUGAAAAAACCCGCAGAAUCUAACGGUGUUCAAUAUACAGAUCAGCAGGGGGAUCUCCCAGACAUUCAAAAAACUGGGACAAAAGACACCCUGGCCAUUCCUAAUAAACAUUUACAGAAUCUGAUACUCCAGAAUGACACUAAUCAACUGUUUAGAAGUGAAGGAGCCAUAAACAACAUUGCGUCCAAAACGUUAUCUGCCUCUCCAUCAAAACAGUCUUUCAAUCGUCAGACAUCUACGCAAUCUCAUCUGACUCCAUCUUCUGGUCCAAUGUACAGAGAGGACAUCUUUUAUAGUGGUAGUCUCAUCAAUAUCCCCCAGUAUCGGUCAAACCCCAACCUGUUUAUCACCAGUAUAACCUCACUCCCGGAUGUGAUCCCUGAUGACCAGGACCAGGACUGGUGUCUGUUCCGGUGCCUUGGGCUCUCUCCAGAAAUGAGGGAUGCCAUCAGACAAAUGAUGGACUUUUCUCUUCUUAAAGAUGUCAUUUUCUUACUCUUCACCAUUUCCAACAUUUGCACCAGUAUUGGUUUUAACAUGCCAUACAUAUACCUCCCAGAUCGAGCUCAUGAGGUGGGAAUUAACAAGACAGAUGCCACAUUCCUUGUGUCUGUUAUAGGGAUUGCAAACACUAUUGGUCGAGUGGUGUUUGGAUGGAUGGCGGACAAGCCCUGGGUGAAUCGACUGAUGCUGUACAACACUUCAUUGUUUAUAUGUGGGAACGCGACAGCCCUCUCUCCACUCAAUGACAGUUAUCCCUUCCUGAUUGGUUACGCUGCAGUCUUUGGUGCAUUUAUAGGUGUAUAUGUGGGUUUGACCUCUGUGGUUCUUGUGGACCUGUUGGGACUUUCCAAGCUGACCAAUGCAUUUGGACUACUGCUGAUGUUUAAAGGCCUUGCAACAUUCAUUGGGCCUCCAAUUGCUGGUUGGCUAUAUGAUGGAACAGGAAGUUACAACAUUCCUUUCCAUGUAGCGGGUACAAUGGUGGCCAUCGGUGGUGCCAUGCUCUAUGCCAUUCCGUUUGUCCAGAAAUGUCUUGGUCGCAAACCACCCACUGAUGAAAUAGAAUUAUCUGCUCCUCGGGAAGAAGAGAUGAAACCUCUGUCAGCUUGAACAAAUUAUCACCUUAUAAAGUUUGAAAAAUCUUUACAAAGUGCAGAUAUUGGUUUCCAGAGGGCAGACAUUGAAGACAGUAUUAUAUAUAUAUAUAUAUAUAUAUAUAUAUAUAUAUAUAUACCGACCAUAUCGUGUCAUUUUUGUAUUGAUUAAGCAGGGACUUGAUAAAGUGGAAUAGAAGAAAUUACAUGCAACCGUCAUAUUUUUCUGCACUAAAACCAAAAUGUAUGCAUGUAUGAUCUAGUUCCGUGCUAGGUACAGAUUUUGAUACCUUAUAUGAAGAUAUUGUAGGAUUUAUAACGGGGAAUUAAUCAUGCUUAGCUUCACUAAUGAUAUAUUUUUAUAAAUGUGAAUGCCAUAUAUAUUUUAUAUUAGAUUAUGAUUUUAUUCUUUGAUUUAUUCACAUAAAUACAAUUGCAUUUGAAAAGCAAUAGAGCACCUUUGUUACUGUCAUUAUGAUGGUCAAUUCAGUGUGCCUUAUAUACAAUCACUAUGUGUGUAUUUAUGGCAAUAACAAGGUGUAUGUGUAGGUGGUGAUUGAAAUGAUGAAAUUUUACGGUCAUCUCACCAAAAUACAAAGCUCAUUAUACCCCCCUCUCUCUCUCUCUUUGAUCCGCUCUCUCAGCAUCACUACUCUUGACUUACACAUUAUUUGGAACAUCUGAGUUCUUAGUAGCUAUACCUACAUGUAUAUUUAGACCAUAAGCACUUUAUGUGCCCAUCUGUUCCCACUCCUAAUAAAGCAUAAGAUAGUGCCCCUUUGAUAGUGACGAGCGUGUCAUGUGUCUAUGGCAGGGAACAAUUACAUGUAGGCGCAUAAAUAAUUUAUAUUAAAAAGUGCAUUAUCACUUAAUUCUCUAGCCUUGGGUGUCACUGAUUGUGACAAAAUUUCCAAUUGUUUUCUAUCAUACACUGUACACUUCAGGACCAGUUCACUCUUCUAAUGUAUAAUGUCACAGUAAUCUGAGUUAAUUCAGAUAAUGGUGGGCUAACUCACUAGAUCUAUACCCAUUCAUACUUAGAUAACUUAACCAAUUUUUGUAGUUGGUAAGUUAAUCUGUUACGGGUGUGAAGUUGGUUAGAUUAAUUUAGUUCAUUGUCGUGUGAAUACGAAAUCAGUUCAAUUAACCAGGAUCAUGUGUAGUUUUAUCACAAAGUGAGAUUUUUAUUUGAUUUAAUUGUUACUAUAAAGAAUAUCACAACUAAAUUUUGACUAAAAUUAUUUAGUUGUUAGUUUUGAAAACUUUACACUGGUAGAAUAACUUACACACUAAAUUUUUUAUAUUGUGUGAAUGUGAUAUGGAUUUGAUAGGGUGUGUUUUUAAAGUUAUACUGCAUUUCAGCAAUGUUAACUUAACCCAGUGUGGUCCUGAAUAUUGUACACCAGGCGAUGUCAGUGAGUUUGGAGAGAGUGUAUUCAUAAGCAUUUUUCACAGACCAGACAUGUAUGGAUGUUAUGCAAGCUAGAUCCAUUUUUGGUAACAGAAAGGUGGGGGUGGGGGAAAUCAUGUGGAUCGAAAUCCAUGUUGAAUACAAAAAGUGCUAUUUCAUUUGUUUUUAUUUUACCUACAUGUAUGUUGCAUUAGACUUUAUUUGAAUACAUUCUGUACAUGUAAUUUU
This is a messenger RNA of Ostrea edulis (European flat oyster), 3585 nucleotides long. RefSeq names its product monocarboxylate transporter 12-like. Bases 163 to 1962 code for a protein of 599 amino acids. Gene Ontology annotation, biological process: transmembrane transport; monocarboxylic acid transport. Gene Ontology annotation, molecular function: monocarboxylic acid transmembrane transporter activity. The record is from RefSeq and is a predicted model, not a curated record. The transcript is spliced from 5 exons. Lineage: Eukaryota; Metazoa; Mollusca; Bivalvia; Ostreida; Ostreidae.